GUCACAGCAGAGUGCGACAGCGAGCUUCCGGCGGUUGUAUAGCUGAUUGAAGUUCGAACCAGCGGCAACUUUCGAUGGCGUGCGGCACGACGGAACGGAACGGAGUGUUACGGUGGUGCAGCGGCGGAGUUAUGAACGGUAUGAAGAUCGAAUUUUGAAGUGAUUACGAAAGGGUUUAACAAAGACUAUAUCACAUCUCAAAUCCCUCGCAGAUUAGUUUAAGAUCUAACAUCUAUAUAUAUUAAUAAAUGAGAUGAUGUGGGCUAUAUGUCUUUGAAUGGUGAAGCCAUUUUGAUGAUGUGGCAACCAUUGGUUGAGUAGAGAGUGAUUUUGGGAGGGAAUUCUCUAUAAAUAAACCAAAUUCACAAAACACAAACCAAAACUUACUUCCACGCGGGAUCCGAAUUGUUUGGGUCGGUUUAUUCCAGUUUUCUAAAAAACCCAUUUUGAAUAUGGAUCCUAUUUGUUAUUUUGACUCAAUUAUUCUUCAUAAACAUCUUCUUACAAACAAGUUCUUUCUCUCUGUUCUCUCUCUUCUACCUACCUUCUCCUAUCAUAAACUUAAAGCAAGAAUCCUUCACAAAUCAAAGAUCAUUCCACUUAUUCUGCAGUAUACGACGCCGUUGACAUUUUCGGGAUCGUACAAGGACCGAGGAAGUGGAGGAGGUAGGGGUUCGGGUACUACAAGUUGUAGGGGGUCUACAGUGAGGCCAAGUUUAGAAACGAACAAUCUUAUAAAGUUGUUCCACAGUUUGGAUUCAUUGAAACUCAAGCUUAAUCGAUUGGAAAUUGAAGUCACAGAUUAUGAUCGAGAACCGAGCGAAUCACAAUCUUAGAUAGAUCUUAAAUUAAAUGUCUACAUAAGAAAAAAAUGAUUGAAAACUAUAACUUUAAUGUCAUUGUGGGUUAACUGCUCAUUUAAUUAGUUGAUGGUUGCAUAGGUGUU
This is a messenger RNA of Helianthus annuus (common sunflower), 946 nucleotides long. RefSeq names its product microtubule-associated protein 70-3-like. The transcript is spliced from 4 exons. The record is from RefSeq and is a predicted model, not a curated record. NCBI's taxonomy places the organism in Eukaryota, Viridiplantae, Streptophyta, Magnoliopsida, Asterales, Asteraceae. The coding region runs from base 453 to 836 and encodes 127 amino acids.